Molecule: messenger RNA, 1133 nt
Organism: Ruditapes philippinarum (Manila clam)
Lineage: Eukaryota; Metazoa; Mollusca; Bivalvia; Venerida; Veneridae
Exons: 4
Coding region: 113-871 (252 amino acids)
Source: RefSeq, a predicted model, not a curated record
UUAAAAUAGUGUUUACUGUUGCGUAUGAAUACAAAAGGACACUAUCACAAUGGAGUUAUAUUAAAGAGAGAAACUAUGAUGCUGUAGCAAAGAUUUGACAAAAAGGAAGAAAAUGGCACAAAAGCCAGACAACCGUGCCAAUUUAUUUCGUUUACAAAUCAUCAUCAUAGAUGGAGGCCUCCUUGUUCUACGAAAUAUGAUUGACCAGAACCUGCUUGCUCAAGGCGUAACUUUAAGUGCAUGUUUGAAUAACGGAAAGGCAACAAUUACACGUCUGAAAAGCCGCGGCGUUAUAACACAGGUGCAAUAUGACUUGUUGUUCCCAACGGGUGGUCAUGUCCCAACUACGUCAGAGAUGGACUUCACGCUAAUCGUCUGUCUUCUAAGAUGCUUGAAAUGUUUUGGAUUGAAUAAAAAAUUCGACUGGAACACAACACCUAUUUCAGGCGAUUUAACAGUUGAGGCAGAUAUAUGUCGAUUAAAAGCUUAUCGAAAUCAAAUAUGUCAUCUACCUACAACAACUGGAGUACAACCCAAUGAUUUUGUAACUUGGUGGAAUGACAUUGAGCAGAUACUUGUUCGACGAAGUUCUCCUUCUCUGAACAUCCAGCAAGCAAUUGCCGAUUUCAAAAACUGUCCUCUAGAUCCAGAGAAAGAGAAAAGGUUACAAGAAGAAAUAACAAAGUUGAAAGACUAUCAAGCCGAUGUUAAUCGAUUGAAUAAGGAAAUUGAACAAGUGCAAAGAGAUGUUAGUGAAGUGAAGAAAGACGUAAAAGAAAAAAUGACUGAAGUGGAGAAAAAACUCGAGAAUAUAGAAAAACGACAAGAUGCUGGUAUUUUUUUUAAUUUGUGGUCGUUUAUAUUGUCAUAAAUAUUGUUUGUACAACAUCUCUUAAAUGAUACUGAUUAAAAUGACAAUAAAUACAUGUUUGCAUAUCUGACAGACUGGUGUAGAUAAAAAUAUGACAAAAAAUUAAUACCUUGUAAAGAAAUAAAAAUUUGUUAAUGGAAUAUACUGCAAUGUUUGAAAGUUAACUCGUUUAUUGACAAUAUAUAGUUUUAUACGACUUUGAAAUUAUAUAUCUAAAAUUAAUCAAGAUAUAUACUGAAAAAUUGUGUAUCUAUUUGACAAC